This is a messenger RNA of Morone saxatilis (striped sea-bass), 1663 nucleotides long. It is a transcript of the gene cd79a, whose product is annotated as CD79a molecule, immunoglobulin-associated alpha. The record is from RefSeq and is a predicted model, not a curated record. Gene Ontology annotation, cellular component: B cell receptor complex; external side of plasma membrane. The transcript has 5 exons. NCBI's taxonomy places the organism in Eukaryota, Metazoa, Chordata, Actinopteri, Moronidae. Gene Ontology annotation, biological process: B cell receptor signaling pathway; B cell differentiation. The coding region runs from base 125 to 802 and encodes 225 amino acids.
UGAGAGACAAGCAAGACACCAUAGUCUUAGUACACAAACAGUGAAGACUGGGACCAGGGUUGUAUAACUGAAUCUGCAUUACUUCAGUACAUUUUGAUCUCUGGAUUAAACAUUUGAAAACGCUAUGGGGACUCUUACAAACGUUCUCCUCUGCAGCUUUGUUGUGUUCGCUAGGGAUGGCGUGAAAUUAGAGGCGGACAAGCCAUUUGAACGCAAGGAACUCGGUGCCUCAGUGUCCAUGGAGUGCUGCUACGUCAACGUUGAUGAGGAAGUGCCAUCAAUUUGGGUCAAAGUCUUUGGAGUUAAAGGCAAACACCCCCCUAAACCAGUUGCGAAUUCUACAGCUCUGACUGAAGAAUCUAUGAGAAGAAAGAAGGACAAAAGAGUCUGUUACACCCUAACCUUCAAGACACUCCAGCUGAAUGACAGUGGACUGUACCAGUGUUGGCUAAAGAGCAAGAGUAUGUACACACAUGGCACCUACCUGCAGGUCUACAAACCGAUGAAGAAGGCAAUAAACCUCAGCGAAAACACCAAAAACAAGAUCCUGACAGCUGAGGGAAUCUUACUGUUGCUGUGUGUGCUUCUGCCUUCCGUCACCCUUCUCCGCCAGUCAAAGAAACUUAAGGAACUGGAAAGGAAGAAAUCGAUGAAGGAGGAGGAAAACAUAUAUCAGGGGCUAAAUCUGGACGAUUGUUGCACCACAUAUGAUCAGAUCGAACGUUCCCAGGGACAUGGCCCGUACCAGGAUGUGUGCAACAUUAUUGAGGAAGAGGAGGAGAUCCAGCUGGAGAAACCCUGAAGGAAAGAGAAAAGAUAAGGGAAGAAAAAAAGGGAGUGUUUUAAUAGCUGAAGCGUGUGAUAUCUGAAUAUCAGGUUAUUUCUUUACCACACACAUUGGAAUUCGAAGUGUUGUACAUAGCCUGCAAUUACAGUUUUAGCAUCUGACAACAUAUUGUUUAAUCAGCUUCUUUAAUUUGAGAUUGAACAUUUUGAGCUUGUAGCAGUUGACAAAACAGUCUCACCACAAGGUCCAUGCCGUCAAGGGCGUAGACAGGAGUGUAGAAACACUGAGGUCAGAAGUCCAAGAACUCCAGAUCCACUCCAGAUAAUUUUGAAGAUACCUCUUUUCUAUGUUUGAUACAAUCAGCUGUAUCAUCUUAUUAUCUUUUUGUACAUUUAAAAGCAGUUAAGCCUACUCCAAAAUUAUUUUUUUCUUUGUCAAAUGUAUGGACACUGACAAUAAUGAUAUCUAUAUUUAAUAAUAAUGGAAAUAAUGAUAAAUAAUAAAAUGGAAACUUCUGUGUCCUCAACAGUAGCUUUCAAACAUAAGGCAUUAACCUCCAUAUUCAUGGAAUUAGGCAAAAACUGCUUUUAAACCAAAAUGGAUGGAAAGUCCUUUAAGUGCUCAGAAAAUGUUGAAACGUGUUUAACAAGUUUAUAACAACCAGCAAACUGCAUAUUUUUUUAAGAUUGUGUAAUGUGACUGAAAGCUCAUAGGUGGACUUGACUGGUGAUUGUUUUAUCAGCUUCUUGAAUGUUUGUUUAGAAUCUAUGUGAAUAAUUGCAUUGCAUUUUACGGAAUGACUUGACUGUGUGUCACAGUGUAUUUGCUUUCUGCCAUUUCUAUGAGUACUCAAAGAAUAAAGUUGUAGAAAAGAAA